Cryptomeria japonica (Japanese cedar) is the source of this 1984-nucleotide messenger RNA. RefSeq names its product UPF0481 protein At3g47200-like. The record is from RefSeq and is a predicted model, not a curated record. Bases 145 to 1860 code for a protein of 571 amino acids. Lineage: Eukaryota; Viridiplantae; Streptophyta; Pinopsida; Cupressales; Cupressaceae. The transcript has 2 exons.
UUUCUUAACAAAAGAUAUAGACUGUUAUGAAAUAGAUCUUAAAAAGGCUUAGACCGUCAACAGUUAAUUUGGUGUCUUCACUUUUUCAUUUCUUGCUGCUUUCCUCUAAUUAUAAACGUUCCUAGAUUGCAAUGGGACUGUUAUAUGGAAGGGGAAAGCAACACAGGGGCUGUUAAAAUAGAUAUCCAUGAAAAUGGUAAAGGUGAAUCAAAAAGUACAAUCCAAGAUGAAGAGAGGGAAUGCCCGUUGGAAGGGGACAGUGAAGCCAAAGCAAGGACUGAUCAUGUUAAAGGUAGCAAUUCUUAUGUGAAUAACGAAGAAAAUACAGAGACUGCUCAAAUAGACAUCAGUGUAGGUAAACAAAAUGGAGAGAGGGAAUGCCUGUUUGAAUGGAAGAGCAAAGGUGAAUCAUGGAUUGAUCAUGUCAAACAUAAGUAUGUAGCUAAAGAGGACCGCAGACGAAAAUCAUCUCCUGAUGUGUCUAUAUAUCGUGUGCCUGAAUCCAUAAAGAAAACCAAACGAGAUGCUUAUGAUCCCCUGGUUGUAUUUCUUGGACCUUUUCAUCACAAUAAACAUCAGCAGCUGACUGCAAUGGAUGAAUAUAAGCUUCAAGCAGUACACAGAACCAUGGAAAGGCUGCAUGGUAAGACCAUAGAAGAUUUAGUCUCAAUGGUUCGAGAGCUAGAGGAAAAGAUCAGAGAUUGCUAUGAAGAUUCAGCCAUUGAAUGUGAUGGAGAUACGCUUGCCUGGAUAAUGACCAUGGAUUCAUGCUUCCUUCUCGAAUUCCUUCGAAUGGGCUUACCCAAUUCCAGUCUUAUUUUCCAGCGCGAACGACGUUGGAACAUUAAAAGGCGAGAGAUGGAAUCAGACAUUUUGAAGCUGGAAAAUCAGAUUCCUUUCAUCGUUCUGAGAAUGAUAGCAGACAUGGUCUAUGGGUCUGGAGCAGUGAGGGCCUUAGCAGGUCAAUUAAGCAGCAUCGGCGGGUAUUUUCAAGGUUAUCCGUUUACAUUCGGAGAUUACGAUGCAGCUCAACUACCCAUCCUUAUUGAAAGAAACCCAUGCCAUCUUUUAGAUUUGUCAAGACAGGUGAUCGCAGAUUUCUUUACAAAAUCUGUUUCUAAUCCCGAGUCUCCUGAUUUCUUGUCAAUAUAUGAUUCUGGUAGUGAGCCUGCUAUACCAGCUAAAUGUUGUGCUCGUUUUAGAGGGGCAUGUUGGACGGCUGUAUCAAGUUGUCUGCCACCAUCUCGUGCAUCUUCUGAAGUACAAUAUGCAAGCUUGAUACCUUCAGCAGAAAGGUUGCACAGAGCUGGAAUUAAAUUGGAGGCAUCCGUUGAAGGAAAUGUCGAUUUUAAACGCAGACUUUUCCGAAGCAGUACACUUUCUGUCCCUCAAAUCCUUGUUGAGGACGACACGGAAAUACUUCUAAGAAACCUGGUGGCUUUUGAAGAGUGUCAAAUGCACGACGAUUCUCCAAUUAAGCGAGUAAUUUCUAGCAACAUGUGGAUAAUGGAUCAACUAAUUAACUCCAAAGAGGAUGUUCAGCUGCUCGAGAGAGUUGACAUUAUCAAAAAUUAUCUGGGGACUGAAGAUGAAGUGGCUAAAUUAUUCAAUAAUUUGUGCAUCGGAAUCACCAGCACUGAUGAUAUUUCGACAAAUAUUAGCGGACGUUCCAAAGGCUGGGGGGAUAUUAGAGAACUUUGUAGAGAGAGUGAGGACUUGAGGCAGAUGAGUAAAGAGUUCCAAGAGUACCGUUGCCCAAACACGUGGUAUAUUGUCUCUUUUGUGGUAGCUGGAGUACUAUUCGUAAUGACCCUUUUGCAAACCAUCUAUACUAUGAAAAGUUAUUUUCAAUCCCAGUAAGUUUUUCCUUAGUGGAUCUGUUGCAUCUUAGAGUGGAAGAUUCAUGUUAUUUGUAUUAAUUGUAUAAAGAACUGUUUUUAGUACAUUUAUUGCAUUUUAGAAUAGAGGAUUCAUGUUUACAAGA